Molecule: messenger RNA, 2932 nt
Organism: Microstroma glucosiphilum
Lineage: Eukaryota; Fungi; Basidiomycota; Exobasidiomycetes; Microstromatales; Microstromataceae
Exons: 2
Coding region: 127-2727 (866 amino acids)
Biological process (GO): primary miRNA processing; mRNA processing
Cellular component (GO): nuclear body
Source: RefSeq, a predicted model, not a curated record
GCUACGACCCUCCUCAUCGUCCUCAUCCUCGUCUACAACACGCUUACAUCGUCUCCCUUCCUCAUCAUCCACUCACUUCUCACCGGCUACAAAGACCACCUAACCUCAUUCAGCACUCACAGUAUCAUGGACUCCUACCGUCCAUCUUUUGGGGCAGAUGACGAUCCCUAUGCGAACGGGCGAUCUCGAUCCCCUCCCCCUGCCGCGCUGGCACGAAAGGAUGUAGACUAUGACUUACCGCAUAGGUCGCGGUCUCCAGAUUAUUCUAGAGGUGCAGGACCGCGUGGGUCCAUGUAUCGUUCUGUAGCUGAUGAAGAUCGAGAACGAUCCCGCUCUCCAUACGGCAGCCGCCAUGUUUCGGAGAGGGAUGUUUACGAUCGAGGUUACGAUCGGUAUGCUCCGGAGCGCGAACGGGCUCCUGCUCGUUAUACUGACGAGUACGGCAGGGAUAGAUACGGAGACGGCGAGGAUGGCUACCGCAACCCUGCAACUCGCUACAGAGACGAUGGCUACUACGAGCAAGCACUCGAGCGUGAUAGGCAAAGGGACAGAGGAAGGUACGGCGGGCGUGGGGAUGGAGGCGCCCCAAUACCGGACCCCCUAGAUGCUCCAUCGCUGCUUCCGUUCAAACAAUUCGCCCAAGUUCAUCGCCAGCGACAAGCAAGGUUGGACCCUGAGUCGACCACGUCCAAUCUCACCACUCAGGAAAUGUUCGACCUCUACAAGCGCUACAAGGCAGUUUACACGGCUCGCUCCGCUCGCAAAUUCUGGGAGGAAAAGAAAGGAGUUGCCUUUUUCCUCGAAAAGUACGGCAUGGGCGAGAGUGAGAUUGAGCGACGGAGGGAGAGAAGGCGACUGGGAAGGAAGGGUCGCAAGAGGGCCUGGUUCGACGAGCUACAGGCUGGCAAAUUGGACAAGGUUACUUUCGAAAUGCACUUCGCGCCUCUCAAAAAGGGAGGCAGGCGAGCUGAGGAGAGCGAGGGAGGAUCUGAGGACUCUUCGAUGAACACAGUCUACUCGCGAUAUGGCGAGCCCAUCAAGGUCUCCACAGAUGCUCUGCCAGUUGACCCUUCGCCGACACAACUUCUCAUCAUGCGCAUUCCACCCGGUCUCUCGAGACGCAUUCUCGAAGCCGAGCUAGCCCGCAAUGCCGGCUUCCAAUAUCUGGCCCUUGGCGAGGCUCACGCCAACAAGCAGUAUUACGCCCUUGGAUGGGCUGUCUUUGACAAUGAGACCAACACUGAAGACGCCAGGCGAAAUCUGCUAGACAGUGCAGUCGUCUCGGACAACAAGUUGCAGCUUGAUGUCGCAGCUCGUGGAGCUCAGGUCAAAUUCAGGACUGCUCCUUCCGGCUCCGGCAGCCUCAAACGUCUUGCCAAGGACCUCAAGCAAGCCCGAGAUGUUGUCAAGUGGGCCGAGCGUGACGAUGUCCAGACACUAUGGCCAGAAGGUGGAGACCUUGACGAGGAGGACAGGCAAGCGCUUCUCAAGCCGGCCAGUAAUGAGAUCACGAGGCAUGUCUUUGAGCGGAUGGGCCUGCGACGCUACUUCGAUCAGACUCGCGAAGGCGAAGAAGAGGAUGAUAUUCUCAUGCAGAUCCACGAGAACGCCAGAGCCUUCGACUCGCCUGAGGAUAAGGAAGAGAUCCGCUUGGUCAUCAUGAAGGUCCUGGAUCUGCACCUAGACCUUCUGCGCGAAGUCUACCAUUGCGACUACUACUCCAGCACGAUCUGCGACUUUGGUGAAGAGCUGGACCGACGAGCCAGAGCGCAUUUCAGAAGAUGCUAUCCAGAUGGCGAGACGGAAGCUGAGCGAGAGGGCCGGGAUGCUGCUGCUGACGGUGGGCAAAACAUGGGCGAGGAGCAAUGGGCUGAGAAUCUUGACCGCAAGCAUCUUUUGCUCGUCGAGUCACCGACCAUCGACAUCGAAGAAGUCGGCGGUGUAGAUCUUGACAAGCUGUGUCUCGAACUGGCCACUCCAUUCAUCCGUCAGGACGAUAAGGAAAAGCAUCGUUGUAUCGUCGAGGUGCCCAACCCUGCAGUGGAAGGUACUGUCAAGACAUGUGACAAGCUCUUCAAGGCUCUGAUCUUUGUGCAGAAGCACGUGUGCAACAAGCACAAGGAUCUCAUAGAGAGGGAGCUCGGUGGGCGACGAGAGGACAUCACCUAUCUCAACAAUUACGUCCGUGAUCCCACUCGGGUCAUGCCUCCAUUGCAACAGAGUGGCAAUGCCAACGGACGCGGCUAUGAUGCGUCUGGAGGCAGUAUCAUUCGCAUGGGCCCGACGUCCUUUGGUCCCGAAGAAGGUGGCCGCCGAGGAGGCAGGAGACGGUCAGCAUCCCCCGGACGUCGCAACGGAGGAGACAGCUGGACACCAGGUGGUGGUGGUGUGCGUCUGAGCGACCGACUGGGUCAACCUCCUCCCAUCCACCUCGGUGGCUCGAACGGUCUUCCUCCCGCCAUCCACCUUGGCGGCGGGUCCAUCUCCCUCGCUCCGCUCCACCUGCGCUUGGGGGCCCAGCAGCCCUCGCCUGCACUCAUGGGCAUGCCUUACCAGCAACAGACGGCCAUCGCUUCUCCCGCUCAGCCCAUGUCCACCGAACCUCUUCCGCCACCGCCGCGACCGCUGGACCCACGUGCAGCAAGAGGGCAGACGAGGAGCUAUCAGGACCUCGACGUCUCUGCUGGGGGCGCAAAGGAGGAGGAAGUCAUGGAACUGGAGUACUGAUCUUGGAUCGCCCACCAGACUUAAAAGGGAGGGACGAGGAGAACCACUUGUCAUCUUACCGAGGUGUAAGUCUCACAUCAGCCAAAAUACUCAUAUACUCCGUGCAUCUUCGUUACAAUGUUUGUGUGUGUGUGUGCAAUUACGAAAACAAUCGCUUAAAAUUGAGAUAAUAGAGAGUCCGUUCACUUGCAGGUCUACCAUUGCA